Molecule: messenger RNA, 2013 nt
Organism: Lampris incognitus (smalleye Pacific opah)
Lineage: Eukaryota; Metazoa; Chordata; Actinopteri; Lampriformes; Lampridae
Product: C-type lectin domain family 18 member A-like
Exons: 12
Coding region: 1-1335 (444 amino acids)
Source: RefSeq, a predicted model, not a curated record
AUGGGGUCUACACGCGGUUCCCGGUCCUGGGGUCUGUUUGUGGUUCUGUUCCAGCUGACUCAGUUCAGUAACGCGAACCUGAUUGUUACAGAGAAAGCGAAAAACAUCAAGACACCUGCAAACGAGCUUGGGGUGAAGGAGCACUCUAAGAUUGUUACGCAGCACAAUAGACUGCGCAGCCGGGUCAAACCUAUGGCAGCCAACAUGCAAAAAAUGGAGUGGAAUGAGAAGCUGGCCUUGCUUGCAGUGGAGAUGGCUGCAUCAUGCCACACAGGCCCCUCGCAUCAGCACUCACCCCCAUUCCCUCACAUUGGCUGGAAUACGCAUCUCUCUGCCCGAGGCGUCACCUCCUUCUCUGAAGUCAUUGACUCUUGGUUUGAAGAGGGACAAAACUUUCUCUACCUGAGUGGGCAAUGCAGAGAGAAUGCCACCUGUCAACACUACACACAGCUGGUGUGGGCCACUUCCAGUCAGGUGGGCUGUGCCAGCCAAGUGUGUCUAAAUGAACAGGAUCCGUGGGAGCUGUUUGUCUGUGCAUAUGCACCUGGAGGUAACUGGGAGGUGAAUGGUCACUUGGUGGCGCCCUAUAAGGCAGGGUUGUACUGCUCUCUCUGCACUUCCUCUAUGUCUGGCUGCUUCAGAUUGUGGGACCAUAUAGGAGGACUGUGUGAGACACCCAAGAAUCCUUGCCGUAUGAGUUGCGGUCAGCAUGGCCAACUGAACAUCUCUACCUGCAAGUGCCACUGUGACCCAGGGUUUACUGGACGCUUCUGCCAGGUUCGUUGCAGUGUACAGUGCUUAUUUGGCCGCUACAAGGAAGAGGAAUGCUCAUGUCUGUGCAAUGUUGGCUAUGGGGGUGCUGAGUGUGCAGAGAAGCUGCAGUUUCCCUUCCACAGCUGUGAUGUUAAGAUAGACGGAGAGUGCUUCAUGGUGUCUCCAGAGGCUGACACCUACUAUGGCGCCAAAAGCGACUGCCAGAAUCGAGGGGGGAUUCUUGCCCACAUCCACAAUCAGAAGGUUCAGGACAUCUUGGCAUUUUAUCUCAGCCAGCUGGAGACAAGCAAUGAGGUUACCAACUCCGACUUUGAGACGCACAAUUUCUGGAUUGGUCUUACUUAUAAACCUCUGAAGGACUCAUUCCGUUGGGACACCGGAGAGAUACCUGUAUUCAGCAGCUUCGCCUUCGGGCAGCCUGACAACCAGGGCUUUGGGAACUGCGUUGAGCUGCAGGCUUCAAGUGUCUUCAACUGGAAUGACCAGCGCUGUAAAACACGUAACCGAUAUAUCUGCCAGUAUGCUCCAGAGCACAUAGCACUGUGGGAUGUUGGCCGGUGAUGAUGGACCAGAGGCUACAGUCUGCAACACUGGAUGGAUUUCAGGAUGAGGGGGAUAUAUAUAGUAUAUAUAUGUGUGUGUGUGUGUGUGUGUGUGUGUAUGUAUAUAUAUUUUAGCUAAGAUACACCUGCAUUUUGUGACCAAUCUGCUCCCUGCACUCUCGAAAAACCUGUGAAUUGUACAUCAAGUGUCCAAGCAGUUAGAUGUCUGUAGAUGUUUGAAUUUGUACUAUACAGAUAUCGUUAAUGCAUUAUCUCAAUUGUUGCCGAAUUCAUUUCUCUGAUGCAUUAUUGAUGUUAUCCCAAAAUUUCAAGACAAUUUAACCAAAAAACAACCACUACUACCACUUCAUAAAAUGAUCUUUGCCUUACAACGCUGUCAAAUGUUUGAUACUUUAUUGAUCCCUGUCAAAAAAAAAAUCGCCUUUAGCUUGGCUUCCAACAAGGAGGUUGGAAGCCAAGCUAUACACGACUAUAAAGGAUCAGCUACACAAUGACACCAUUUGAGAUGGCAGAGAUUCGAUUUUGUGUGGAGAUGAAUCAAGUGGGCAGAUACCUGCUAACAUGCCAUUCGGACCAAGUACAUCAUGUUGACGGACAGUAUCUCGAAUCCUAGACAAAUAAUGGCAAUAUGGUAUGAGAGCUCAGCUCACCUACAACUCACCAGGUGAUCUGACAA